GUGCUGCUGUUCGAUCGCAUCAGCCAAGUGCUGCUGUUCGAUCGCAUCAGCCAAGUGUAUGAUGGGCCCUCCACGCACAAGAUGCUCACCCUACGCGCGUGUGCUGCUUCUCCCUCCUCCCUCCCCACCACCCUUGGCAGGUCAGCCCUCCCCUCCUUCCCCCUUUCCCCCUUCCCCAUUCCCCCCUUCCCCCUUUCCCCCUUCCCCCCUUCCCCCUUCCCCCCUUCCUCCCUUCCCCCCUUCCCCCCUUCCCCUUUCCUCACCCAAGCACAUGACUCUCAUCCUUUGCACAGCCGCAGUCUUGUCUCUGUGCGGCAACACGCGGUGCUGUGCUCCCUCCCUGCAGCAGUGGCCCACACAGGCGGUCUUCUCUCUCUUCGACCGUGUCCUUGUGUCCACCCCCUCACUAACACCCACACCUGCACCCACACACCUCCAUCCACCCACAUUCACCAGGUGCGGCAGCACGCGGUGCUGUGUUCCCUGCAGUGGCCCACCCAGGCCGUCUUCUCCCUCUUCGACCGUGUGAUAGUGCUCAACCAGGGCAACAUUGUCUACCAGGGGCCCUGCCACACCGCGCUAAGGCACUUUCAGCAGCUGGGCUACCUGAAGCCGCUACACAUGUCAGUGCCCGAGUACCUGCAGCACGUCACCACGGAGGGCGGGGGAGCCCUCAGGGUGCUACCGUUCCCUCCAGACACCCACGUGUUACCUACCAUCAUUCCCUUCAUCAUCCUCUUCAUCAUCCUCUUCAUCAUCCUCUUCAUCAUCCUCUUCAUCAUCCUCUUCAUCAUCCUCUUCAUCAUCCUCUUCAUCAUCCUCUUCAUCAUCCUCUUCAUCAUCCUCUUCAUCAUUCUCUUCAUCAUCCUCUUCAUCAUCCUCUUCAUCAUCCUCUUCAUCAUCCUCUUCAUCAUCCUCUUCAUCAUCCUCUUCAUCAUCCUCUUCAUCAUCCUCUUCAUCAUCCUCUUCAUCAUCCUCUUCAUCAUCCUCUUCAUCAUCCUCUUCAUCAUCCUCUUCAUCAUCCUCUUCAUCAUCCUCUUCAUCAUCCUCUUCAUCAUACUCUUCAUCAUCCUCUUCAUCAUCCUCUUCAUCAUCCUCUUCAUCAUCCUCUUCAUCAUCCUCUUCAUCAUCCUCUUCAUCAUCCUCUUCAUCAUCCUCUUCAUCAUCCUCUUCAUCAUCCUCUUCAUCAUCCUCUUCAUCAUCCUCUUCAUCAUCCUCUUCAUCAUCCUCUUCAUCAUCCUCUUCAUCAUCCUCUUCAUCAUCCUCUUCAUCAUCCUCUUCAUCAUCCUCUUCAUCAUCCUCUUCAUCAUCCUCUUCAUCCUCUUCAUCAUCUCUUCAUCAUUCUCUUCAUCAUCCUCUUCGUCAUCCUCUUCGUCAUCCUCUUCGUCAUCCUCUUCGUCAUCCUCUUCGUCAUCCUCUUCGUCAUCCUCUUCGUCAUCCUCUUCGUCAUCCUCUUCGUCAUCCUCUUCAUCAUCCUCUUCAUCAUCCUCUUCAUCAUCCUCUUCAUCAUCCUCUUCAUCAUCCUCUUCGUCAUCCUCUUCGUCAUCCUCUUCGUCAUCCUCUUCAUCAUCCUCUUCGUCAUCCUCUUCAUCAUCCUCUUCGUCAUCCUCUUCAUCAUCCUCUUCAUCAUUCUCUUCAUCAUCCUCUUCGUCAUCCUCUUCGUCAUCCUCUUCAUCAUCCUCUUCAUCAUCCUCUUCGUCAUCCUCUUCGUCAUCCUCUUCGUCAUCCUCUUCGUCAUCCUCUUCGUCAUCCUCUUCGUCAUCCUCUUCGUCAUCCUCUUCGUCAUCCUCUUCAUCAUCCUCUUCAUCAUCCUCUUCAUCAUCCUCUUCAUCAUCCUCUUCAUCAUCCUCUUCAUCAUCCUCUUCAUCAUCCUCUUCAUCAUCCUCUUCAUCAUCCUCUUCAUCAUCCUCUUCAUCAUCCUCUUCAUCAUCCUCUUCAUCAUCCUCUUCAUCAUCCUCUUCAUCAUCCUCUUCAUCAUCCUCUUCAUCAUCCUCUUCAUCAUCCUCUUCAUCAUCCUCUUCAUCAUCCUCUUCAUCAUCCUCUUCAUCAUCCUCUUCAUCAUCCUCUUCAUCAUCCUCUUCAUCAUCCUCUUCAUCAUCCUCUUCAUCAUCCUCUUCAUCAUCCUCUUCAUCAUCCUCUUCAUCAUCCUCUUCAUCAUCCUCUUCAUCAUCCUCUUCAUCAUCCUCUUCAUCAUCCUCUUCAUCAUCCUCUUCAUCAUCCUCUUCAUCAUCCUCUUCAUCAUCCUCUUCAUCAUCCUCUUCAUCAUCCUCUUCAUCAUCCUCUUCAUCAUCCUCUUCAUCAUCCUCUUCAUCAUCCUCUUCAUCAUCCUCUUCAUCAUCCUCUUCAUCAUCCUCUUCAUCAUCCUCUUCAUCAUCCUCUUCAUCAUCCUCUUCAUCAUCCUCUUCAUCAUCCUCUUCAUCAUCCUCUUCAUCAUCCUCUUCAUCAUCGUUCCUCUUCAUCAUCCUCUUCAUCAUCCUCUUCAUCAUCCUCUUCAUCAUCCUCUUCAUCAUCCUCUUCAUCAUCCUCUUCAUCAUCCUCUUCAUCAUCCUCUUCAUCAUCCUCUUCAUCAUCCUCUUCAUCAUCCUCUUCAUCAUCCUCUUCAUCAUCCUCUUCAUCAUCCUCUUCAUCAUCCUCUUCAUCAUCCUCUUCAUCAUCCUCUUCAUCAUCCUCUUCAUCAUCCUCUUCAUCAUCCUCUUCAUCAUCCUCUUCAUCAUCCUCUUCAUCAUCCUCUUCAUCAUCCUCUUCAUCAUCCUCUUCGUCAUCCUCUUCGUCAUCCUCUUCGUCAUCCUCUUCGUCAUCCUCUUCGUCAUCCUCUUCGUCAUCCUCUUCGUCAUCCUCUUCGUCAUCCUCUUCGUCAUCCUCUUCGUCAUCCUCUUCAUCAUCCUCUUCAUCAUCCUCUUCAUCAUCCUCUUCAUCAUCCUCUUCAUCAUCCUCUUCAUCAUCCUCUUCAUCAUCCUCUUCAUCAUCCUCUUCAUCAUCCUCUUCAUCAUCCUCUUCAUCAUCCUCUUCAUCAUCCUCUUCAUCAUCCUCUUCAUCAUCCUCUUCAUCAUCCUCUUCAUCAUCCUCUUCAUCAUCCUCUUCAUCAUCCUCUUCAUCAUCCUCUUCAUCAUCCUCUUCAUCAUCCUCUUCAUCAUCCUCUUCAUCAUCCUCUUCAUCAUCCUCUUCAUCAUCCUCUUCAUCAUCCUCUUCAUCAUCCUCUUCAUCAUCCUCUUCAUCAUCCUCUUCAUCAUCCUCUUCAUCAUCCUCUUCAUCAUCCUCUUCAUCAUCCUCUUCAUCAUCCUCUUCAUCAUCCUCUUCAUCAUCCUCUUCAUCAUCCUCUUCAUCAUCCUCUUCAUCAUCCUCUUCAUCAUCCUCUUCAUCAUCCUCUUCAUCAUCCUCUUCAUCAUCCUCUUCAUCAUCCUCUUCGUCAUCCUCUUCGUCAUCCUCUUCGUCAUCCUCUUCGUCAUCCUCUUCGUCAUCCUCUUCGUCAUCCUCUUCGUCAUCCUCUUCGUCAUCCUCUUCGUCAUCCUCUUCGUCAUCCUCUUCAUCAUCCUCUUCAUCAUCCUCUUCAUCAUCCUCUUCAUCAUCCUCUUCAUCAUCCUCUUCGUCAUCCUCUUCGUCAUCCUCUUCGUCAUCCUCUUCGUCAUCCUCUUCAUCAUCCUCUUCAUCAUCCUCUUCGUCAUCCUCUUCGUCAUCCUCUUCGUCAUCCUCUUCGUCAUCCUCUUCGUCAUCCUCUUCGUCAUCCUCUUCGUCAUCCUCUUCAUCAUCCUCUUCGUCAUCCUCUUCGUCAUCCUCUUCGUCAUCCUCUUCGUCAUCCUCUUCGUCAUCCUCUUCGUCAUCCUCUUCGUCAUCCUCUUCGUCAUCCUCUUCGUCAUCCUCUUCGUCAUCCUCUUCGUCAUCCUCUUCGUCAUCCUCUUCAUCAUCCUCUUCAUCAUCCUCUUCAUCAUCCUCUUCAUCAUCCUCUUCAUCAUCCUCUUCAUCAUCCUCUUCAUCAUCCUCUUCAUCAUCCUCUUCAUCAUCCUCUUCAUCAUCCUCUUCAUCAUCCUCUUCAUCAUCCUCUUCAUCAUCCUCUUCAUCAUCCUCUUCAUCAUCCUCUUCAUCAUCCUCUUCAUCAUCCUCUUCAUCAUCCUCUUCAUCAUCCUCUUCAUCAUCCUCUUCAUCAUCCUCUUCAUCAUCCUCUUCAUCAUCCUCUUCAUCAUCCUCUUCAUCAUCCUCUUCAUCAUCCUCUUCAUCAUCCUCUUCAUCAUCCUCUUCAUCAUCCUCUUCAUCAUCCUCUUCAUCAUCCUCUUCAUCAUCCUCUUCAUCAUCCUCUUCAUCAUCCUCUUCAUCAUCCUCUUCAUCAUCCUCUUCAUCAUCCUCUUCAUCAUCCUCUUCGUCAUCCUCUUCGUCAUCCUCUUCGUCAUCCUCUUCGUCAUCCUCUUCGUCAUCCUCUUCGUCAUCCUCUUCGUCAUCCUCUUCGUCAUCCUCUUCGUCAUCCUCUUCGUCAUCCUCUUCGUCAUCCUCUUCGUCAUCCUCUUCGUCAUCCUCUUCAUCAUCCUCUUCGUCAUCCUCUUCGUCAUCCUCUUCGUCAUCCUCCUCGUCAUCCUCUUCGUCAUCCUCUUCGUCAUCCUCUUCGUCAUCCUCUUCGUCAUCCUCUUCGUCAUCCUCUUCGUCAUCCUCUUCGUCAUCCUCUUCGUCAUCCUCUUCGUCAUCCUCUUCAUCAUCCUCUUCAUCAUCCUCUUCAUCAUCCUCUUCAUCAUCCUCUUCGUCAUUCUCUUCGUCAUCCUCUUCGUCAUCCUCUUCGUCAUCCUCUUCGUCAUCCUCUUCGUCAUCCUCUUCGUCAUCCUCUUCAUCAUCCUCUUCAUCAUCCUCUUCAUCAUCCUCUUCAUCAUCCUCUUCAUCAUCCUCUUCAUCAUCCUCUUCAUCAUCCUCUUCAUCAUCCUCUUCAUCAUCCUCUUCAUCAUCCUCUUCAUCAUCCUCUUCAUCAUCCUCUUCGUCAUCCUCUUCGUCAUCCUCUUCGUCAUCCUCUUCGUCAUCCUCUUCGUCAUCCUCUUCGUCAUCCUCUUCGUCAUCCUCUUCGUCAUCCUCUUCGUCAUCCUCUUCGUCAUCCUCUUCGUCAUCCUCUUCGUCAUCCUCUUCGUCAUCCUCUUCAUCAUCCUCUUCAUCAUCCUCUUCAUCAUCCUCUUCAUCAUCCUCUUCGUCAUUCUCUUCGUCAUCCUCUUCGUCAUCCUCUUCGUCAUCCUCUUCGUCAUCCUCUUCGUCAUCCUCUUCGUCAUCCUCUUCGUCAUCCUCUUCAUCAUCCUCUUCAUCAUCCUCUUCGUCAUGCUCUUCGUCAUCCUCUUCGUCAUCCUCUUCGUCAUCCUCUUCGUCAUCCUCUUCGUCAUCCUCUUCGUCAUCCUCUUCAUCAUCCUCUUCAUCAUCCUCUUCAUCAUCCUCUUCAUCAUCCUCUUCAUCAUCCUCUUCAUCAUCCUCUUCGUCAUCCUCUUCGUCAUCCUCUUCGUCAUCCUCUUCAUCAUCCUCUUCAUCAUCCUCUUCAUCAUCCUCUUCAUCAUCCUCUUCGUCAUUCUCUUCGUCAUCCUCUUCGUCAUCCUCUUCGUCAUCCUCUUCGUCAUCCUCUUCGUCAUCCUCUUCGUCAUCCUCUUCGUCAUCCUCUUCGUCAUCCUCUUCGUCAUCCUCUUCGUCAUCCUCUUCGUCAUCCUCUUCGUCAUCCUCUUCGUCAUCCUCUUCGUCAUCCUCUUCGUCAUCCUCUUCGUCAUCCUCUUCGUCAUCCUCUUCGUCAUCCUCUUCGUCAUCCUCUUCAUCAUCCUCUUCAUCAUCCUCUUCAUCAUCCUCUUCAUCAUCCUCUUCAUCAUCCUCUUCAUCAUCCUCUUCAUCAUCCUCUUCAUCAUCCUCUUCAUCAUUCUCUUCAUCAUCCUCUUCAUCAUCCUCUUCAUCAUCCUCUUCAUCAUCCUCUUCAUCAUCCUCUUCAUCAUCCUCUUCAUCAUCCUCUUCAUCAUCCUCUUCAUCAUCCUCUUCAUCAUCCUCUUCAUCAUCCUCUUCAUCAUCCUCUUCAUCAUCCUCUUCAUCAUCCUCUUCAUCAUCCUCUUCAUCAUCCUCUUCAUCAUCCUCUUCAUCAUCCUCUUCAUCAUCCUCUUCAUCAUCCUCUUCAUCAUCCUCUUCAUCAUCCUCUUCAUCAUCCUCUUCAUCAUCCUCUUCAUCAUCCUCUUCAUCAUCCUCUUCAUCAUCCUCUUCAUCAUCCUCUUCAUCAUCCUCUUCAUCAUCCUCUUCAUCAUCCUCUUCAUCAUCCUCUUCAUCAUCCUCUUCAUCAUCCUCUUCAUCAUCCUCUUCAUCAUCCUCUUCAUCAUCCUCUUCAUCAUCCUCUUCAUCAUCCUCUUCAUCAUCCUCUUCAUCAUCCUCUUCAGUCAUCCUCUUCUCAUCCUCUUCGUCAUCCUCUUCGUCAUCCUCUUCGUCAUCCUCUUCGUCAUCCUCUUCGUCAUCCUCUUCGUCAUCCUCUUCGUCAUCCUCUUCGUCAUCCUCUUCGUCAUCCUCUUCGUCAUCCUCUUCGUCAUCCUCUUCGUCAUCCUCUUCAUCAUCCUCUUCAUCAUCCUCUUCAUCAUCCUCUUCAUCAUCCUCUUCGUCAUCCUCUUCGUCAUCCUCUUCGUCAUCCUCUUCGUCAUCCUCUUCGUCAUCCUCUUCGUCAUCCUCUUCGUCAUCCUCUUCGUCAUCCUCUUCGUCAUCCUCUUCGUCAUCCUCUUCGUCAUCCUCUUCGUCAUCCUCUUCGUCAUCCUCUUCGUCAUCCUCUUCGUCAUCCUCUUCGUCAUCCUCUUCGUCAUCCUCUUCGUCAUCCUCUUCGUCAUCCUCUUCGUCAUCCUCUUCAUCAUCCUCUUCAUCAUCCUCUUCAUCAUCCUCUUCAUCAUCCUCUUCAUCAUCCUCUUCAUCAUCCUCUUCAUCAUCCUCUUCAUCAUCCUCUUCAUCAUCCUCUUCAUCAUCCUCUUCAUCAUCCUCUUCAUCAUCCUCUUCAUCAUCCUCUUCAUCAUCCUCUUCAUCAUCCUCUUCAUCAUCCUCUUCAUCAUCCUCUUCAUCAUCCUCUUCAUCAUCCUCUUCAUCAUCCUCUUCAUCAUCCUCUUCAUCAUCCUCUUCAUCAUCCUCUUCAUCAUCCUCUUCAUCAUCCUCUUCAUCAUCCUCUUCAUCAUCCUCUUCAUCAUCCUCUUCAUCAUCCUCUUCAUCAUCCUCUUCAUCAUCCUCUUCAUCAUCCUCUUCAUCAUCCUCUUCAUCAUCCUCUUCAUCAUCCUCUUCAUCAUCCUCUUCAUCAUCCUCUUCAUCAUCCUCUUCAUCAUCCUCUUCAUCAUCCUCUUCAUCAUCCUCUUCAUCAUCCUCUUCAUCAUCCUCUUCAUCAUCCUCUUCAUCAUCCUCUUCAUCAUCCUCUUCAUCAUCCUCUUCAUCAUCUCUUCAUCAUCCUCUUCAUCAUCCUCUUCAUCAUCCUCUUCAUCAUCCUCUUCAUCAUCCUCUUCAUCAUCCUCUUCAUCAUCCUCUUCAUCAUCCUCUUCGUCAUCCUCUUCGUCAUCCUCUUCGUCAUCCUCUUCGUCAUCCUCUUCGUCAUCCUCUUCGUCAUCCUCUUCGUCAUCCUCUUCGUCAUCCUCUUCCUCAUCCUCUUCGUCAUCCUCUUCCUCAUCCUCUUCAUCAUCCUCUUCAUCAUCCUCUUCAUCAUCCUCUUCAUCAUCCUCUUCAUCAUUCUCUUCAUCAUUCUCUUCAUCAUCCUCUUCAUCAUCCUCUUCAUCAUCCUCUUCAUCAUCCUCUUCAUCAUCCUCUUCAUCAUCCUCUUCAUCAUCCUCUUCAUCAUCCUCUUCAUCAUUCUCUUCAUCAUUCUCUUCAUCAUCCUCUUCAUCAUCCUCUUCAUCAUCCUCUUCAUCAUCCUCUUCAUCAUCCUCUUCAUCAUCCUCUUCAUCAUUCUCUUCAUCAUCCUCUUCAUCAUCCUCUUCAUCAUCCUCUUCAUCAUUCUCUUCAUCAUUCUCUUCACCUUCUUCAUCCUUCUCUCACAUCUCGACAUCCUUAUUUUCUUUUCAUACACCCAUCUCUCCUGCGUGCCUGCCAACAGUGCGUGCAUACAAGAAGUCCCCUCAUUACAAGAACAUCCUCCGUGUCACAAGCCACCCCACGCCUCUCCUCCUCCUCUGGAUCUCCGGGCCGGCAUGCCGCGUCCUUUCCCGGAUCCGCUGCGCGAUCGCUGACGUGGCACCUGACACCCCGUCAGCAGCAGACGCCAGCGCUCCAGACGCCGCCACGUCAGCGCCAAACGGCGAGAGGAAGGGAGACCAGCCACAGCAGCAGCAGCAGCAGCAGCAGCAGCAGCAGAGCGGUGCAGCAGCAAGCAGCAGAGCAGGAGAGGGCAGAGAAGAAGCUAAUCACUCGCCGUACCAAGCAGUGGUGGUGACAGAGGCGCGUGUUUACUUCGAUGAGCCGGGGGGGAGAGGGGGAGAGGGAGGGCAUCUGGAAGAGGGGUUAGAGGCAACGGGACCGGUGUGUGUGGGGGAUGUGGUGGUUGCGGUGACAGUGGGCGAUCGAGGCGAGAUGGAGUAUGCACGGUAUGCGGGGGGGGAUGUGCCGGUAGAGGAGAUAAUGGAGAUGUUGGAGGAGGUGAGGGACAGCUCCACGUGGCUGCAUCUUGAGCUGCAGCGACCCCUCCUUAUAGUCACACAACAGGUGAGUGCCUGUGUGUGUGCUGGGCGGGGGGAGGAAUGUACCGGGGGAGGAGAUAAUGGAGAUAACACUGCAGCGACCCAGGAAGAAUCCAGCCAGGAAGCAGCCGCCCAAGGCGGCAGCAGCAGCGAUGACAAGGCGGAGGAAAGCGAGCAGCUGAUAGGCAGCAGCAGCACCAAGGCACCCAGCGAUAUGGAGGCACAGACGGGCUGUGGUGCUGCGAGUGCUGGUGGGGAUGCUGCUACUGCUGGUGCUGCUGAUGUUGCUGCUGCAGGUGGUGGUGGUGCGGGCGUGGCGGCCGCCUCUGUGAAUGUCAACGAAAGCCGUGUUGACAUCCAUGACAGCCAUGCUGACGUGGACGACACACGUGCUCUGGUCAGCCACAUUGCCAGGUGCGACAGUGCCGGACCGGGCUCGGCAGGUCCGAACGGGGCAGGUGCGGACGACGAGGGAGAGCAUGGAACGGCAGCAGCAGAAGCAGCAGCAGGGAGAAAGAAGCGCAGCAUCGCGGGGGGCAUCCAGUCGCUCCCAAAGGCCAUCCCCCGCGCCAUCACUAAAGCCUUCAAAACCAUCGGCUCGUCGGCACUGAAAGGCCUCCAGGGCAGCAGGAGGAAGAGCGGGGAGUUUAUCCAGCUGCAGGGCAAGGGCGCCGCUCAGGCUCUUAAAGCCAUAAACCUGUCGGCGGCAGCGAAGGCGUCAAGAGCGGCGGUGAUGGCAGGGCUGUGGGGCGGGGAGAACAGGGAGCUGCUGCGCAAGGAGUUGAUUCUGGACCCGUGGCCCGAGUUUAAGCUGCUGCUUAAGAGGCAGAUGCAAGUGAAUCUCAGGAACCGGAGCUUCAUUGCUGCCCGCCUGCUGCUGGUAAGUGGGAGGGAUUUUGUGCAAGCGAGGUGUUUGGGUGCAAGGUUGCUCUGGGAGUGGGGUGGCUUGCUUGCGGUGGGGUCACGUGCUGUUGGGGGGGGAGAGAACAGGGAGCUGCUGCGCAAGGAGCUGAUUCUGGACCUGUGGCCUGAGUUCAAGCUGCUGCUUAAGAGGCAGAUGCAAGUGAACCUCAGGAGCUCGAGCUUCAUUGCUGCUCGCCUGCUGCUGGUCACCCUGCUGGGUCUCUUUGUAGGCUUCGAUUCUUUCCAGCUUCUGAGGUCAUUCUGCUGGGUCUCAUCGGAUUCGAAAAUUUCCAGCUGCCAGCAGAACCGCCCCUCCUUGGCGCACCUCAAGUUCAACCUGCGGCGGGGGCGGGGGGUGAUGCAGAUCUCGCUCAUCACCAUGACAGUCAACAGCGUGACCCUGCUGGGCCUCUUUGUGGGAUUCGAUUUCUUCCAGCUGCCAGCGGACCCACCCUCCUUCGCGCACCUGAACCUGCGGCGGGGGGUGAUGCAGAUAUCGCUGAUCACCAUGACGGUGAACAACGUGAGCCUGCUGCCCGGCUACAUGCUCGAGCGCCAGGUCUACUUCAAACACCGCAGCGCCCGCUUCUUCCGCACGCGCUCCUACGCGCUCUCCCAGUUGAUUGCUAGUUUGCCGCUCUCCAUUGUUGAGGCGCUUAUCUGGUUGGUGCUGGUGUAUUUCCGCUCGGGCCACCCCUCCCCCUAUCCCCACAUCCCUUGCGCUUCCCCCUCCUCCACCAUCCCCUCCCUCCCCCCACAGGCGCUUAUCUGGUCGGCGACCAUCUGGUCGGUGCUGGUGUAUUUCCUCUCGGGCCUCACUCUCUCGGACUACGGAGCGCACUUCUUCAUCUUCCUCGCAGUGCUCUCCCUCGUGGCCAUCCACGGGGCCGCCAUGAUCCGCUUCAUCGCCUUCACCUCCCGCACCCUCCGCUCCGCCGCGUUCGCCGCAGCAAUCUUCAUGGGCCCGGGCAUGUUCCUCUUCGGCCACAUCCUCGUCGCCAAGGCGCUUAUACCGAGUUUCUGGAUCUGGCUAUACUGGAUCAACCCCAUGCAGUGGGCGUCGACGGUUCUGGCGAUCAACGAGCAGCGGAUGUUCGCUCCAGUGCAGUUCUGCCCGGCUCCUGCGCUCGUCCCAACAAACAUGCCGUACUGUGUGGGGCGCGAGGGGUGGCCGAUCGGCCGAGCUUACAUGGAGGAAUACAGCUGGAACUACCAAUGGGGGUUUAUGAUUGCAGGGCCGUUUGUGAUCCUCGCCUGGAUUGCCAUUUGGACCGUGGGGACGUAUCUGAGCAUGCGGCCGCGGCACUACAGCACCUUUGCUGCGCCGGUGAGGGUUCUAUCCGAGGCCAAGCGCGGGGAAAAACGGGCUGGUGCGAGGGAUGAGGGGAAUGGGAAGGGAAAUGGGGGAGCGGGUGGGGGAUCAGCAACGAGGGCUCUGGAGGCAGUUAAGGCGGCCCUUGGGGGCUCAGGUCAGGAGAGGGGCAGUGGGAAGGAGAGAGCAGCAGCGGGUGAAGGAGAGGGCGGUUCCCAAAAGGAGUCUGCAGGAGCAGGGGAGCAGGGAGGGCAGGGAGAGCAGGGAGGGCUGGGGAGGCAACUGAGCUACCGAGACGUGGAAUGGGGUCCUGUCAGUGUGAGGGACAGCGAUGGGAGCUCACGGUAUGCUGAAACAGCAGAGGAGGCGGCAGCAGCAGCAGCGGAGGCAGCAGGGGCAGCAGAGGCAGCGGUGAUAGACUGCAACAUCCCCUUCACCCCCUACCUUAUCACCUUCGAGAACCUCUCCUGCUCCGUGCCGCUGCCCGGCCCGCCUGAGAUCGCCUGGGGUGGGAGGUCUUCGGCUGGCGCUAGUAGGGAGGAGAGGAGGAGGAGCGAGGCCAGCCGGUGCCUGGUGCGGGGGGUGACGGGGUGGGUGAAACCGGGGGAGGUGACAGCUGUCGCGGGCGGCAGGGGCACGGGCAAGACCACUCUGCUCAACUGCCUUGCAGGCCAGGUGGCCGGGCGACUGCUGGUGAACGGCAAGCCAAGGGACCUGCCGUCGUUCCUGCGCACCACUGCUUACAUCCAAGGCGCAGAUCUCUACUACCCACUGCUCACACUCAGAGAGAGCCUGCAGUACCGGACAACACUUACUCUCCCCGACCAAGUACAAGACGAGCAACGCCGCGCGUUUGUGGCGCAGAUUUUGUCUCUUAUGGAGUUCAAGGGCGGCAUGGCGGACUGCCUGGUGCAGGAUAUUCUGGCGGACGGCGUGGGGUCGGCAUAUGUGGAGAAGCGGAUUGUGUUUGCAAUGGAGAUGGCGGGGAACCCGAGUGUGGUGUUCUUUGAUGCGCCGUUCCUGCGCAUGGAUACCACUGAGGUGGCGAAAUUCUCCGGCAUGCUGCAGCACGUAGCAGCGGCGUGGGGGAGGGCGAUGGUGGUGGUGUCGAACGCGGUUACCGCAUUCCAUCUCAACGCCUUCCACUCGCUGCUCAUGCUCGGCAGCGGGGGAGACAUGGUCUACUUUGGUCCGGCGGGGAGGAACGGAAAUGCUCUUGUGGAGUAUUUCUCGGCCAUCCCAGGCACGCCCCACGUGCCAGCCCACACGAACCCCAUCAUAUUCAUCGAGAACCUUCUAGGGGACGACACGGCCACGCACCAGCGCUCCACCGCAUGUGACUAUGCCGUCGAGUACCGCGUCUCAGACCUCGCCAUGCUCAACGCCCACCGCCUCUCCGCUCUCAGACGCGGCGGCGCUGCUACUGCUGCUGCCUUUGCUGCCCGCGCCGCUGCUGCAAAUAUCGAGGCUGCGAAAUCUAUGGGCAGGGAUGCUGCUGCUGCUGGUGCAGCCGCUGCUGGCCGUGCUCGUAGUUUUCGUGGUGCUGGUAAUUCUGGUGCUGGGAGUGGUGCUGGUGGGAGGGGACUAGGGGGAGUGGAAGCAGGAGGGGGGGGUAUGGAGCACGAGACUGCCAGCAUGGCGAUGGUGGCGUCUGACUCAGCGUGGUCCCUCGCUGCGCUGGAGCAUGAAGAGGCGAUCGCAGCCAAGGGGCCAGACGCCCUGACAGGGGCUGUGAGCGGGCUUGACACUGGGGCUGCUUCUGCUGCUGCUGUUGCUGCUGCUGUUGCGGAGCCGCUGCUCCUCGUGCCCGCGCUGCCGCCCGUGGCAGUGAAGUUCCCGAGCCCGUGGCGCAAGCUGAUGGCGGUUCAGUACAGCAUCCACCUCUUCUACUGGCGCAACACCUCGCACUCCCUCAACCGCAUCGUGCAGUCAUCCAUCCUCGGCCUCCUCAUUGGCUCUCUCUUCUACCAGUACCCCGUGCACAACCUGCUGCAGGCUACCACUGCCCACGCGUUCCCCUUUGCAGUGCGGGCGUUUUCAAGAGUGAUUCCAGUGCGGCUGAUCAUGCUCGUUUGCUCACUCGUGCCCCACUUCCCCCCCGUCUUCCACGCUCCCUCCCCUCCCUCCCUUCUGCAGGCCACCACAGCGCAGGCGUUCCCCUUUGCAGUGCUGGCGUUUGGCACGACGCUGCACGGAGGCACCGCGGUGGGUGGGGCUGUUCUUGCCCAUCUGCUCACUCUUGCACCACUCCAUCCCCUUCACCCCGGUACAACAACCCCCCUCCAGGCCACCACAGCGCAGGCGUUCCCCUUUGCAGUGCUGGCGUUUGGCACGACACUGCACGGAGGAACAGCGGUGGGGCUGGUGAAUCAGACCAAGAAGGUUUUUGCGCAGGAGCGAGUAUACAACCAGCACUUCGCUUUCCUCUACACGCUGGGCUACACCGUGGUUGAGAUCCCCUAUCUGCUCCUCACCUCCCUCGCGCUCGUGUCAGUGGCGGCGCCACUGGCAGGCCUGGCAGUGAGCAACGCGGCGCUGUUCUUCUCCUUCGGUCUAACUCAGUUCCUGGCUGCCCUCUCCCCUUUCCCUUCCCCCUCGCAGAUCCCCUAUCUGCUCCUCACCUCCCUCGCGCUCGUGUCAGUGGCAGCGCCACUGGCAGGGCUGGCGGUGGGCAGUGCAGCGGCGUUUUUCUCCUUCGGUCUAACGCAGUUCCUGGCUGCCCUCUCCGUCACCUACUUUGGCUUCAUGCUCUCCGUGGUCCUGCCACAACCCAAGUAUGCGGCAGUGGUGAUUUCCUUCUUCAUCACCGCAUGGGUGGCGACGUGCGGAUUCUUCCUGCCCUACGCCUUCACCAAAAACUUCUUCCUCGCCGUCUACUGGACCAACCCCGUCCAGACUGCACUUCUUAUCCCCCCUUCUCUCUCUUCUUCUUCACUGCACUCCUCCCAUCACCCAUCCUUCACCAGUGCGGCGUGCGACAGCUGCCCGUGCAAGUGGUACCUCAACCCCAUCAGCGGCCCGGAGUAUCUCUGGAACUUCCUUCUUGCCACCAAGUCGGCGCGCAGUGCCUCUCCAACUCACCUCCCUUUCUCCAUCCCCCUCUCUCCCUCGGCCCCCAUCCCUCUCCUCCCCUCUGCCCCAAUCCCUUUUCCUCCGUUCUGCCGCCACCCCUCCCAUCCCCCUUCCCCCACACAGUACGCCCUGAACGGCCUCACAGCAACAGCCUACUACUGCGACACCUCUGCACCGGAGUGCACUAUUCCGGGCUGCCCCGGCACCAGUGCGGCCUGCGACAGCUGCCCGUGCGAGUGGUACCUCAACCCCAUCAGCGGCCCCCAGUACCUCUGGGACUUCCUCGUCGCCACCAAGUCGGCGCGCAGUGCUGUGCACUGGGACUGGCUCUUCCUCCUCUGCUUCUGCAUCUUCUGCCGAGUUACUGCCUUUGCUGCGCUGCGCUACCUCCGCCACAACCACCGUGCAUGA
This is a messenger RNA of Closterium sp. Naga37s-1, 14310 nucleotides long. The record is from the annotation of a GenBank genome assembly. Lineage: Eukaryota; Viridiplantae; Streptophyta; Zygnematophyceae; Desmidiales; Closteriaceae.